AUGGUUCCGAGCUCUUGGUGCCGCUCUAGCCGAGGAGAACUCUGUGCGGGGCGCUCGGCGGACUCUUGGCUUAGCGGAGGCGAGUCGGCUGCAGGCUCCGUCCCAAUGCCCAGCUGGUCAGAGCAGGACCCGGCCACCUUCCUUGCCAACCUCCUGCUGCCUGCUGCCUGCCUGUAUUCGGCCAUUAGGACCUUCCAGAUCAACCGGGGAGCUGCAGCCGGGUUUUUCCUCCAGGCCCUCGGGCCCCUUCUGGAAACCGUCCCCUUUGGGCCCCGCUGGGAAGGAGCCCAGCCCCCAGACCACACCUGGCCCUGCACAGUGGUGGGGCUGCCGCUGCUGGCCUUUGGCUUCCACUGGCUGAACGGGGACUGCUUCACGGCCAACGUCCUCCUGGGAGGCGCCCUGAUGCUGGCCGGCGGCUGGGGCUACUUCACCGAAGAAGGCAAGGCCAUGGUGGUCCAUUCGGUCGUCUCUGUGGUCACCAUCACCAUCUUCAUCGUCUCCGUCUUCACCGGAAGCGCCUACGGGAUUGUGGGCAGCCUCCUGCUGGGGGUGGGCGGCCUGCUGCCAGGAACUGGACUGUGGCCCCUGCUGGCCCCAAAGGAGACCGAUGCCCUCCGUUGUCUCAUGGCAGCCGCCAACCUGGCCCUGUGCCGGGCUCUCCAAGGGCAGCAUCUAGAACUGGGCAACAGCUACAGGGAGUGGUUGCCUGUAGCAGCUUCUUGAUGGGGAGGCCUGGGGUCCCGGGGGGAGGGGGAAUGCCAAUCUAAGGGACUGCAAGAGUCCUCUUGGGUCAAUAGGAAAUGCAGGGCAGAAUUCCAAAGAUUCCAGGGCCCAUUUUCAAAAUUGCAAGGGAUUAACAAGAGUUGGAAGGAACUUUGUAGUCUAGUCCAACCCUCUACCCAAGCAGGAGAUCCUACACCAGCGGUGUCAAACUCAAGGCCCAUGGGCCAAAUUCAGGCUGCAGGAUGCUUAAAUCUGGCCCGUGGAGCCAGCCUGGAAAUAGCAAAGGACUGGCCCUCAGUGCCUCUGGCAGCCAAAACAGGCACGUUUUUGGCUGGAAAAUGCAGGAGGCAGCUGUCCCAUUUCCCCCACCCCACCCCUCCGGGCUGAUCCGCAAAGGAGAAUUACAAUGCUGAUCCGGUCCUCAAAGAAAUCCAGUUUGACACCCCCUGCUCUACACCGUUUCUGUCUUCUUGAAAGCUUCCAGUGAUGAAGCUCCCACAACUUCUGAAGGCAACUUCUCUGCCAUUGGUUGAUUGCUCUCACUGUCAGAAAAUUUCUCCUUAUUUCCAGGUUGAAUCUGUCCUUGGUCAGUUUCCAUCCAUUAUUCCUUGUCUGGCCUUCAGGGGCUUUGGAGAAUAGCUUGACCCCCUCCUCUCUCUGGCAGCCCCUCAAAUAUUGGAAGAUGCUAUCAUGUCUCCCCUGGUCCUUCUCUUCACUAGACUAGCCAUGCCCAGUUCCUGCAACCGUUCAUUGUAUGUUUUAGCCUCCAGUCCCCUCAUCAUCUUUCUUGCUCUUCUCUGCACUCUUUCUAGAGUCUCAACAUCUUUUUUUAUAGUGUGAUGACCAAAACUGGAUGCAGUACUUUAGAUGUGGUCUUACUAGGGCUUUAUAGAGUGGUAGUAGUACCUCACCUGAUCUUGAUUGUAUCCCUCUUAAUGCAAUUUAGGAUUGCAUUGGCUUUUUUGGCUGCCGCUGCACAUGUCUGGCUUCUAUUUAGCUGGUUGCCACUAAGACUCCAAGAUCCCUAUCACAGUCACUGCUAUUAAGUCUGGUUUCACCCAGUCUAUAUGUGUGCUUUUGGUUUUUCUUGCCUAAAUGUAAGACUUUACUUUUCUC
Pantherophis guttatus is the source of this 1842-nucleotide messenger RNA. It is a transcript of the gene TMEM276, whose product is annotated as transmembrane protein 276. NCBI's taxonomy places the organism in Eukaryota, Metazoa, Chordata, Lepidosauria, Squamata, Colubridae. The record is from RefSeq and is a predicted model, not a curated record.